CCAGUAUUUAUCUUCCGGUAGCUCGCGUACAUAGUAACUGUGGAUGCUAUGCUAGCACCAAUCGAUACUGAAAACGUGCAGCUAACUUGAGCACUCUAACGUUAAUAUUUUCUCUUCUUGUACCGGUCAUCCUCCUGCUGAUGGUCCACCAGCCAUGGAGGGACCGUCCUCUCGGCUACCUGCCACCACCCAAGACGGACCGCUGUGGCUGGCGGGCAGGACAGACUCCGGCAGGGAUGCAGAGUCUGACCCUGCCCGGGAGAUAAAGACACAGUUCCGAGUUUGUCGCUUCAUAAUGGAGACAGGAGUGAAGCUGGGAAUGCGCUCAGUACCCGUGGCCACAGCGUGUGUGUUGUACCACCGUUUCUUUGAGCGUGUCAGCAUGCGAGCGUAUGAACCCUACUUGGUGGCCAUGAGCUGUGUGUACCUGGCUGGAAAGGUGGAGGAGCAGCACAUCAGGACCCGGGACAUCCUCAACGUAAGCCACAGGUAUUUCAACAGUGGCAGUGCUCCUCUAGAAUGUGACAAGGAGUUCUGGGACCUGAGGGACAGUGUGGUGCAGUGUGAGCUCCUCAUCCUCCGACAGCUCAACUUCCACGUCUCCUUUGAGCACCCUCACAAGUAUUUACUCCACUACCUUUUGUCUGUGAAGUCGCUCGUGAACCGCCACGCUUGGUCUCGAACCCCUGUCGCUGAGACUUCCUGGGCAUUGCUUAGAGACUGUUACCACGGAGUCAUGUGCAUCCGCCACAUACCCCAACACAUUGCCAUAGCAACGCUGUACCUGGCUCUAAACAGCUACGGAGUGGAGAUGCCUGUCGGAGAGAGAGAGUGGUGGCAGGUGCUGUGCGAGGACGUGACCAAAGCAGACAUCGAUGCUGUGAUCUCAGACCUUCUUCAGCUCUACGACAUGGAGGCCAAGUGUAUCUGAAGGACAUGCUACACAUAGAAGACACAUGAGAGUUGUUUUUUUUUGCUGCUUGUGUUUGUCCAUGCGGCAUGAACAUGUGUGCCUGUGUGUGUGUGUGCUGUUCUCUGCAUGUAAGUGUCAGGGUUCAGGUGCGUUUGUGCACAUGCGUCUGUGCUUGUUUGGGUGAGAGAGAGGAACACUUUGUAUUGCCCCAGUUAGUCUGUGAGCCGUGACAAAAAACACACCUGCACUACCACGUCCUGCCACCGUGGGGAGACAUUUCUUGCUUUCUGGUCUCUGAUCUCUCGGGCCUGCAGAAUACUGAUGGAAUAUGUCAUCAAAAACACCACUCUCUCCACACAUAUGUUUUAACUACAAAUACCAAAGUCCAUCACCCAGUUGUUCAAUCAGUAAUUCCAGAAAAUCCGUAAAAAUACAUGAGAAUGACGACCUCAGUUAGAUACUUAUUAUUGAAUGGCAUUAUACUAACACAUUUAUGCAUUCGGAAAAUACUAAAAACAAAUAUGUCGUUGAGGUUAAGUCCUGAUUGUCUCAGAAUCCAGACCACCUUGCUGCAUAAAUCUGCAUUUGGGAAAAUAAGCUUGUCUCUACUCAAUAUUAAUACGUCCUUAAUUUUUAAAGCUGCAGUAGGUAAUUUUUAUAAAAUAACCUUUUAUUUUAUUUGCUGAAACUUUAACUCUAUCCUGACAGUAGUACAAAGGGAGAUAAUCCUCCAAACUGAAUGAAUGAAUGAAUUUGCAAAAAUCCAAUGGGCCCAAAAGAAAACAACCAAUCAGAACUGAGAAAAGUAGAAAGACGCUUUGGCCUGGCGGCUUGAAGAUAGUUGAUUGUUGAGUCUCAUUCCCAGCAUCGAUAUUUGACAGAGCAGAUGAAAAAUACAGGGGGGAUGUGAUCUGCUGUAUGUUUCGGAUGAAUGUUUCAGCUGUUAAUUUGGACUGUGUGUAAAAUAAACUCGACAGACCCUACCCUGUCCUGUUUCAAGGAUAUGUCUGGUGAUAUUUUAUAUGUUCUUCACUACAUCCCAUAAAUAAUGAAUGAAUUAAUAGAUAAAUGAAUUGACAUUACUUACAAGUUUAGUCUGUAUCAAAGAAAUUUUAGCACUAGCUACAAACAUACCUUCUCCCUGUGAAGUUUUACACAUGGUCCUGGUUUGUUCAGUUCCUGUUGUUGAAAGAGGAAAAAAAAAACAACAAAACAAAAUAAAAGGCAAAGUCUUUGGUAGCUAGAAAAACAACAAUAACAACAACAACAGAGCUCAUAUGUCAUUCCUCUGUGCCAUAGCGCUCCCUUGUCCAAAUCAGUGAGUCACACUGUUGCCCUGGGUGACAUGUUCCUUUAUUACCAUGAACACACACUGUAGUUUUUUUUUUUACUUAAUCCCACGCACGCUGUCCUGCGGCUGGAAACAUCCACUGAGCACGUGUUCCCAAACUCUUUCAUGACCAGGACACCCACAAUAGAUGCACAUUAGUCAAUUUAUGAUUUUGUGUUAAGGAAUCUUAAACCCUCGGAAUCCCCCUUUUUUAUCUAUAGGUUUGAAGAUAAUAAAGUCUUUAUAAUCAAUCAAUGAUCAAACUAGGACCUCCUUUUGCUGGGGACUAGUACAACCCACUCAAAGACCCCUGUUGGUCCCCAGAUCCCUGUUUGAAAACCACUGCAAUUGAGUACCAAUUGUGGAUUAAUCCACUGCUGAAAAUGGUCCCCAACAAAUGCAUUAUUUCCUCCCGUUUACGUAGCAUUUGAUAAAAACUACAGUGAGCAGCUAUUUUCAGCUGAGGGUGACAGACAGGCACAAAAGUACUGAGAGACAAGCUAGGUAGAUAUAAAAAAAAAAUCAUUAAUACAAAAUGCUGAAACAGCAUAACUGAAAUCUAAAAAAUCCACCAUCUAUCCUUUAAUCAUUUCUCUCUCCAACAAAUCAUCACAAAGUACAGUAUAACUAGCUUGCAGUAAUGAUAUUAGCAAACAUAUUUGUUUUAAUCAUCAAUACCACGCUCAUAUUUUAACAAUAACAACAAUGAAGGUGGUUAAUGAACCUAUUUUACUCCAUUUAAGUUACAUAACUUUAGGCAUUCCUGAGCAGUGCAUAGAGUUUGAGGACGAUGGAGGGGCAUUGUGAUUGUUCAUGGGAAUGUCCUGUUAUCAAAGAUUUAUGGAAAAAACUAUUACUACUUCUAUUUUUUGUCUCUUGUAUUAUGAUUUUCCUUUAAAUCCCAGUUUAAGUUUCCAUGGUAUAUUUCCUUGUGUGUGUAACAUAAGGAAUGAUAUGAAAAAUAUUUUUAUUAUCAAAGUCAAAUAUGCAGUACAAUUUCUGUGUUAGGAAAAUACCUCUAAAAGCAUUAGGCAAUGUAAAGAAUGGAAAAGUUGACUUAUUCUCUGAAGAUCCAAAAAUGAGUACAUGGUUGUGAAAAAUGUUGUGUCAAAAAAAAUUAGAAUAUUUGCAAUAAAGGGAAAGUCCAUGGACUAUAAAGAUGUGGGGAUGUUUCACAGAAUCCUGAAAAAUAACCCCACUGAGGAUUGGUCAAUACAAGAACUGUUGUAGAACUAAUAACAAGAAUGAAAGUAUGGACAAACUGGAUGCUGUUAUUAGAUUUUAUAUAAUAUAUAAAUAUAUUCAUUUAGUAAA
Messenger RNA from Morone saxatilis (striped sea-bass), 3557 nucleotides. It is a transcript of the gene ccnq, whose product is annotated as cyclin Q. Gene Ontology annotation, molecular function: cyclin-dependent protein serine/threonine kinase regulator activity. The transcript has 6 exons. Gene Ontology annotation, cellular component: nucleus. The record is from RefSeq and is a predicted model, not a curated record. Bases 155 to 931 code for a protein of 258 amino acids. NCBI's taxonomy places the organism in Eukaryota, Metazoa, Chordata, Actinopteri, Moronidae. Gene Ontology annotation, biological process: regulation of transcription by RNA polymerase II.